AAUAAAAGGUGGAAGUAAUAAGGUAGUUAAAAAGAUUAAUUGGAGUUCAUUCAAUGUUCUAACUCAGAAGUAGGUAGUCUGCCUUUUUGAAAUUGACUUCAAGAUAAACAAUGUCCGAUAACAACAGUGAUGACAAUGAAAGUUCAAAUUUAAAUGAAAGAGAACUCAACGAAAAAUUAACCAAAGAACAUAAAUUCACAGUUAGCGAAUCGUCUUUAAAGUUUCAACAACUAGUCUCUAUUUUUGAAAACGAAGAAUCAGAAACAAAAUUUAAACCUCUGUCGCAGAGACGGCUGACGGCAACGACGGUGGAGGAGGUAGUGCAGCCAGGGGACGCUAAAAAAGCUGAGCGAGCUGAUGGAGUGGACGAGGCGGACGAACCGGGAGCAGCCGAUGCGUCGUCGGCGGACGGUUUUGAACGGUCGAACCGCAGGCCAGCCCAAGGGGUGGCCGUCCCAAGUGGCAGGAAUUCCUCGAUCAGUGCAGCGUACACGUCCACCGUGUCCGUAAUGAAGCACGGCGGCGAUUGGAUGGGAAAUCCGGAGCGGAACCUGUUGUUUGUCAUUCACCCGUGGUGCAUGUUGCACAAGUCGGGCGCGGACAGGCAGUCGGAAUUUCCGCCACCCGGAUUUCUGGAACGCCUCAAGGCCAAGCUGAUGGCCCUGCACCGGCAGUCGGACGAGCAGCAGCGGCACAGCCCGUCCACGGCCACGGCGGUCAGGCGGCGCCGACACACCCACCAGAGGAUCAAGUGUUGGUUCCAGUACACGGCGACAGCGAUGGGCGGCGGUGGGUCGACAGCCAUGACGACUGUCCACGCCGCUUAUCCGCGAAACGAGCCGGCGGCAGUGGUCGAUUUUCUGUCCGUCUGGCGGCGAUGCGCCAAUAGCGUAGCAGCCGCUUGUAGCUCAGCUGACCGCGACUGACCACUGCUGCAGGUGUCUCGACACCCGCACCGUUUCGUGCAUUCCGGCAGACACUCCACGGGUGUCCGAGGCCUGCGACAUGCGAUUGCAAUCAUAUUAAUAUUAUUGUAGAUUAUCAGUA
Molecule: messenger RNA, 1047 nt
Organism: Myzus persicae (green peach aphid)
Lineage: Eukaryota; Metazoa; Arthropoda; Insecta; Hemiptera; Aphididae
Exons: 2
Coding region: 111-926 (271 amino acids)
Source: RefSeq, a predicted model, not a curated record